AUGGUGUCGGAAAUGCGAGGCCUACAAGCCGCCAAGGGCUCACCAUUGCAAAACAUGCCAGAGAUGCAUUCCCAAGAUGGACCACCAUUGUCCAUGGACGAGGAAUUGCGUCUCGCAUUUCACAUUUCCUCACUUCGUCCGCUUUCUGUUCUAUGCCGUCGUCUCGAUGAUUACCUUGGUCCAAGUAUCGCACAGCUUACCCACCUGUUUCUUCUCAUCGUGGUCAAUAGCGUAACGCUCUUUGCCCUUUUCAUUCUUUUGGUGCGCACAUUGUGGUCAUUGGGCACUAAUGUCACCACGAUUGAGUCGUGGGAAAUUGAACGACACAAGACUCUCCUGAGACGAGCCCGCCAUUUUGGCGGCUAUCUCGAAGGUCCGGAUGGCAUCAAAAUGAGAAUUCAAAAGCAAGAAUUUCCCUAUGACAUUGGCAUCUGGAACAACAUCAAGGCCGGGAUGGGCAGCUCCAACAUCUUGAGCUGGUUCUGGCCAUUUGCAGCGACUCCUGGGAGAGAUACCGGGUUGUCAUUCGAGGUAAAUGGCUUCGAAGAUCCUGGCCUAUCCUGGCCCCCUCCAGAUCCAGAUCGUAUCCCUCGAAAGCCCAGAUAUAUGGACAUGGGGGAUCCAUUUCCAGUGCGACACUUCGACUCUGCACAAGAAGAGAUCGAGGCCUUCAAUCAGCGACAGAGGGAAGAUAUGGAACGGAGAAGUGGCGGCUUUGGUUUGCAGCGACGAAGAAAGUUUCACGAAAGAUAUGCCGAGCAGGACGCAGAGGGCGAAAACUCAUUCCAGGAUGAUGAUACCUCCAACGAAGGUGAAGAAGCCUGGAGAAAUGCGGAGGGUGACCGUCUGCAGGACUUUGGGGUGGAUGAAGAGGUUGAGUUUUAUGACGAGGACGACAUCCCUUUGGCGGAGUUGAUGAGACGGAGAAGGGAGCAGCAAGCUCAAGAGAGCUAUUGA
Messenger RNA from Rasamsonia emersonii CBS 393.64, 957 nucleotides. RefSeq lists its product as uncharacterized. The transcript has 5 exons. The record is from RefSeq and is a predicted model, not a curated record. Lineage: Eukaryota; Fungi; Ascomycota; Eurotiomycetes; Eurotiales; Trichocomaceae. Bases 1 to 957 code for a protein of 318 amino acids.